GUAAGAUGUGAUAUACUGAUAUCUAGAGAGAUAACUUAAUCUAUCUAUUGAAGUAAAGCAUUUAAAUACGUAUACAAUGUUAUUGGAACAUUAAAUAUCUAUUUGAUCAGAAUCUGUGAACCUCUAAAACCACAAUGAAUACAAAUGCAAGUUUGUCAUUGUAAACAUUGCAUCGAUGGUGUAUCACAAGUGUUGCUCGAAAACAUCAAGUUAAAAUUGAAGCACCAUGAGUUUCUCUAUGGCUUGGUUUACCAACACUCACCAUCAGUUGGUGCGGCAAGUUAUGAACUAGCUGGCUAGUUUUUAGCUUCCUUGGUUUUAGAAGCACCAUGAAGAUUCAGGCCCAAAUCUUGCUUAUAAUACCCGAAUACCCAAGAUCCUAGCACCUUGCCCUGAAUGGUCGAGGAUAUUUGUUAUGGCUGUUCAGAUUUUAUGCAUCCAUAUUUGGUAGAAUUCUUUAAUAAAGUACAUGCUAUUAGAUGGAAGUUCUCUUUAAAUCUAUUCAAGUCUGAAUAAACUGAUAUUCCAAUUUUCAUGACUUUGAUGUGCUCUUACUCUGCUGCUGUUCCUGACUUUAUUUUUAGGGUCUAUUCUAACAUGCAAUAUUAUUUAUUUAUUUAUUGUCAUGAUAGAAGUGAUUUUUUUGGUUGGCCAUAACCCCAUGGAUGCCAAUAAUUGGAGGCCCACUGCCCCAGGCGGAGAACCUGUCAUUGACACGGGUGAUUGGAGAAUUCAAUUGCAGCCUGACUCACGGAAAAGAAUAGUCGACAAAAUAAUAGAGAUAUUAAAGAGGCAUCUUCCGUUUUCUGGUCAAGAGGGAUUACAAGAACUCAAGAAAAUUGUUGUACGGUUUGAGGAAAAGAUUUAUACUGCCGCCACCAAUCAGUCUGAUUAUCUGCGUAAAAUAUCUCUGAAAAUGCUUACAAUGGAGACCAGGUCUCAAAAUACCAUACCCACUGGCAAUGGAAUAUCUGCAGAUGGCCAUUCCCAAAGCGAAAACUAAUCUUCCCUAGAAUUACAAGGUGCCAUUUCUACAGUGAGACACUGAACAGUGAAAGAGUGUUUUGUUUUGGUUGUUUUGUUGCUGAUAACUUGAUCUUUUAAAUCUUUUCCCUGUACUUUUACAUUAUGCAAUAAUCUGGUCCCUUCAUUA
Messenger RNA from Populus trichocarpa (black cottonwood), 1153 nucleotides. Its product is annotated as mediator of RNA polymerase II transcription subunit 15a. Bases 626 to 1003 code for a protein of 125 amino acids. Gene Ontology annotation, biological process: regulation of DNA-templated transcription. NCBI's taxonomy places the organism in Eukaryota, Viridiplantae, Streptophyta, Magnoliopsida, Malpighiales, Salicaceae. The transcript is spliced from 4 exons. Gene Ontology annotation, molecular function: transcription coactivator activity; chromatin DNA binding. The record is from RefSeq and is a predicted model, not a curated record.